AAAACUUAAGCCUCAAUUGAAAAUGUCAAUGAUUCCAAGCCUCUUCGGUAACCCAACAAGCAGCAUUUUCGAUCCCUUCUCUUCUUUUGCUCUGCGGGAUCCAUUCAAGGACUUUCCGUUCCCUUCCUCUUCUAGCGAAAAUUUGGCCUUUGCUAACACUCGCAUGGACUGGAAGGAGACUCCAGAAGCUCAUAUCUUCAAGGCCGACCUUCCUGGGCUCAAAAAAGAGGAAGUGAAAGUUGAAAUUGAAGAUGCCAGAGUGAUGCAAAUCAGCGGAGAGAGGAAUGUGGAGAAGGAAGACAAGUAUGAUACAUGGCACCGUGUGGAGCGUAGCAGUGGCAAGUUCUUGAGGAGGUUCAGGCUUCCGGAGAAUGUGAAGAUGGAUGAGGUUAAGGCUUCUAUGGAGAAUGGAGUUCUUACUGUGACUGUUCCUAAGGAAGAAGUCAAGAAAACUGAUGUGAAGGCUAUUGAGAUUUCUGGUUGAGAUAUUAUUUCUUGUGAAAAGUAUACGGAGAGAUAAAGGGAUGGUGUGUGUUCUGUAAAUUUACAGGUUAUAAUUAUUGAAAUUUUGUGAGCAGUGUGUGAUAUAAAAUAUCUUUGGUUAUCUAAUAAUAAUAAUUUGCAGUGCUUGCCGGCUCUUGUUUAAA
Messenger RNA from Hevea brasiliensis (rubber tree), 647 nucleotides. Its product is annotated as 17.3 kDa class I heat shock protein. The transcript has a single exon. Gene Ontology annotation, biological process: protein folding; response to hydrogen peroxide; protein complex oligomerization. The coding region runs from base 23 to 484 and encodes 153 amino acids. The record is from RefSeq and is a predicted model, not a curated record. Lineage: Eukaryota; Viridiplantae; Streptophyta; Magnoliopsida; Malpighiales; Euphorbiaceae.